Messenger RNA from Leishmania mexicana MHOM/GT/2001/U1103, 1134 nucleotides. RefSeq lists its product as hypothetical. The record is from RefSeq and is a predicted model, not a curated record. NCBI's taxonomy places the organism in Eukaryota, Euglenozoa, Kinetoplastea, Trypanosomatida, Trypanosomatidae. The transcript has a single exon. The coding region runs from base 1 to 1134 and encodes 377 amino acids.
AUGGUCUUUGACGUAAAUGGCGAUUUUGUGGAAAAUGAGCAGCAGUUUGUUGAGGCUGCGCGCAAGAGCAUUAACCUCACAAUAAAGCUGCAGAAUACAUCUGGCAUGUCCGAGCUUAUCGCGCGAGUCCUAGAAGAUGAUGAUCGGCGUGCAAGUGGUACGAUUUCAACCUCUGCUCUGGACUUCGAUGAGCUGCUGCGCACAACACCUCGCUUCAAUUUCCUUUCGGGUGACCAUCCGCUUUUUCGCCGCUACAACAAGCGGCUUUCUCAGCAGCGCCAAGCAGCGGCGCUCAUUGCACAAAGAACUGCGGAGGCAGAGCUUCAGCGGCAAGUGGAAAUCAAGGAGCGCCUUAGAAGAGCUUUGGAGGAGGAAGCCGCUCUACAGAAGAAAAAGGAGCAGGAGAAGGCGGAGCGCCAGCGGAUGAGAGCGGCACAGGAGCCGGCGCGGUUCGUGCCCGAAGAGCCUUUUCUGAAAAUUAUCAAGGAUGAGAGCGCUUUUGGUCAAGUGGAGCGGGAGGUCAAAAGGUCUGAACCGCCUGCUGAACCGAAGGUAGAGAGCAAGACAGAAGUUGCCACAUCAGAGGCUAUCACGAAUACUGCAACCGGCACAUCGACGACGCUGUCAAACGAUGUAGCUGCUACAAUAUCAGCAGAAGAACUGCUGGUGCUUGUUGGUGUGCCUACCGAGGCCAUGGAAACUACCACACCUGCCUUAGAGGACCUUGCCGAGGCCAUUGCGCUGCCCCUACCAGAAAAUACAGCCACUUACGUGGCCCUCCCGGCCGAGGAGUAUACGCUCUGUUCUGGUGAGCGGGUAGUUAGUAUUAUAAAGAAACGCUCUGGUCCGAUUCCCGCACCACCGCCCGGAAAGCCGCCUGUGAUCAACAAAGCUGCCGCUAGCCGUCUCAAUGAGCCGGUCAAAAGAGCAAAACCUGUUGAGAAAAUGGUGCGCCAGCGCACCCCUUCCAAUGAACAGCCAUACAAGAGUCGACACCGCUCGCGAUCACCGCGCUCGCGACGGAGGAGCGAGAGAGACCACUCACCGAAGACACGUUCACGACACCAUCGACGUGAUGACCCGUCUUCACACCGGUAUCACAAAAACUCGCGCGACUCAAAACAUCGGCGCUAG